This is a messenger RNA of Symbiodinium necroappetens, 1290 nucleotides long. NCBI's taxonomy places the organism in Eukaryota, Dinophyceae, Suessiales, Symbiodiniaceae. The record is from the annotation of a GenBank genome assembly.
AUGGAGGUCACUUGUGCCUUGGUGCAACAGCUGGCAAAGCCAGGUUGCACGAUUAUUGUGUUCCUGCCGGGCAUUGCAGACAUCACCCAGCUCUUCGAGUCCCUGGCGCCUUUGGACGAUGUGCGCUCCUUCGGACGGCCCGGCGUCGUGCGACGAUCCGACUGCCCCAGGCUUCGGAUCUUCGCCUUGCAUUCCAUGGUUCCUCGACAGGAACAGGAGGAAGUCUUCAACGAAGUGCCCAAGGACACAGGCCACGUGGUGCUCGCCAGCAACAUUGCUGAAAGCUCCUUGACUUUGCCUAGUGUUUGUGCAGUUGUGGAUCUGGCUCUCAGACGGACCGUGCAGUACGACACCCGUCGGCUGAUGUGCUGCUUGGUGACGACCUGGUGCUCCCAGAGUUCUUGCAAGCAGCGGCGAGGCCGAGCAGGACGGACAAUGCCGGGGCGCGCCCUCUGCCUCGUUCCUCGGCGCUUCUUUGAGUCAGAACUGCCUGCAUUCGACCCGCCCGAGAUGCUGAACGCACCUUUGACGAAGCUCUAUUUGCAGGCAAAGCAGCUCUGUUCGACUUUGUCUCGAGUUUCAGAUCGGGUUCAAUUGCCGCCCGAUGUCCACAUGGACAUCUCCUCCCCAAAGGCAUUGCUGAACGAGGUUGUGCAGCCGCCUUCGCUCAGCUUGCUGGACGCGGCCAUCCAAGAGCUGUCUGCGGUGGGCUGCCUGACAAUGCCGACGGAGGAGGCGGAGAUCACACCGCUGGGGCAAAUUGCCGUUGCACUGCCCUGCGAUCUUCGCAUUUGUCGCCUCCUGUUCCUCGGCUGCUUGUUCGGAUGCCCAACGGACGCGCUGGCCAUGGCGGCCGGGCUGACGGGUCCGGAUCCCUUCAGCACCCCCUCGCUCCUCGUUUUGAAGGACCAGAAAGAAUACGUGCAGAAGUUGGAGCGAUCAUUCGCUUCACGGCGGUGGUGCGAUCACGGGACGUUCUCUGAGCCGAUUAUGAUGCACUCACUUUUCAAGGAGUGGAUUCGUGCGGGCGCACCUCGAGGUGCCAAGGCACUCGGCUCGUUCGUCCGUGAUUGGCAGUGGUCUCAGCGGCCCAGAACGACAGCUCUUUUCUUUCAUCUCAUGUUUCUCGCAAGAAAGAAGGACCUAAGGACACAAUCCUCGCGACUCCUCUUUCCAGUUGCUGGGCGGGUGUGGGGUGGGUGCAGCACGGUCAGGUCCAUCAUUCCAAAGAAGUUUGAAUCGCUCACGGCAGAUGCGACCGAGCUGACAGUCGAGCCCUGGGAGCACUGA